GAACCGGAGGGCGGGACUACAGCGGCGUGGGUUCGGCUGGGUGACACAAUUAUAACAACUUUAGCUCCGUGGCCGUGGAGGAUUUUAUGGUCAAAUACACACUUUUAACGGACCCUUCUUCUAUUUUUCCACCUUUGCAUUGCAACACAACCGCACUCGCGUUGAAAAUGUGACGCCCCGAAGGAAGGAACUACCGGAGAGUAGUGUUUCUCUCUCUCUCCAGCUCAAAAAGGGGAUUGUACCACCAUCAAAAUCGCAUUUUUUUUUUUAAUCCGGGGAGAAAAGUUUUUGAUCAUUUCUCUCUUGUCUUUUACUACAACAUUUUCCGAUUCGGCGGAUCGAUACGGGCUGGUUUCGAGUCUGCGAUCCCAUGCAAUCGUGCGCCGCCGCUUCGCUCGCCGCCGCCGCCGCCUGCGCCGCCGCGCCGCGGAGCCGCGUCGCCGCCUCGGCCUCUGGUGGGGAUGAGGAGGAGAAAAUGGCGGCGGGAAAAGCCAGUGAAACCGAGGAGGACUUUCCGACACUGACAGCCCCGGAGAGGGAGCGUCUGGCCGGCAUGGACAGUUCACUGUUUGGAUUCCAACGGCUUCAUGAAGAUGGCGCCAGAACGAGGCCCCUGCUGAUGAAGGCGGUGCGCUGCUACGACUCUCUCAUCCUGAAGGCCGAGGGCAAGGUGGAGCCGGAGGUCUUCUGCCAGCUGGGACACUUCAACCUCCUCCUCGAGGACUACCCCAAAGCAUUAUCCGCAUACCAGAGGUACUACAGUUUACAGUCGGACUACUGGAAGAAUGCAGCCUUUCUCUAUGGACUAGGCAUGGUGUACUUCCACUACAAUGCCUUCCAGUGGGCGAUCAAGGCCUUCCAGGAGGUGUUGUACAUCGACCCGGGCUUUGCCCGAGCAAAGGAGAUCCACCUGCGGCUCGGCCUGAUGUUCAAGGUCAACACGGACUACGAGUCGAGCCUGAAGCAUUUUCAGCUGGCUUUGAUUGACUCAAACCCCUGCACUUUGUCUAAAGCUGAAAUCCAGUUCCACAUCGCCCAUCUGUAUGAGAUUCAGAAGAGAUACCGUGCCGCCAAGGAGGCGUAUGAGGGCCUCCUGCAGGCGGAGGACCUCCCCCCACAGGUGAAGGCCACCACACUGCAGCAGCUAGGCUGGAUGCACCACACGGUGGAGCAGCUGGGGGAGCGAGCGGGUAAGGAGAGCUAUGACAUCCAGUGCCUGCAGAAGUCCCUGGAGGCCGACCCCAACUCUGGACAGUCCUGGUACUUCCUCGGCAGGUGCUACUCUAGCAUUGGCAAGGUGCAGGACGCGUUCAUCUCCUACCGGCAGUCCAUCGACAAAUCAGAGGCCAGCGCCGACACCUGGUGCUCGAUAGGGGUCCUUUACCAGCAGCAGAACCAGCCCAUGCCAUGUGUUCGCAUCCCCAUGACUCUGUCUGCACCUUAG
Gadus chalcogrammus (walleye pollock) is the source of this 1444-nucleotide messenger RNA. RefSeq names its product lysine-specific demethylase 6A-like. The transcript is spliced from 13 exons. Lineage: Eukaryota; Metazoa; Chordata; Actinopteri; Gadiformes; Gadidae. Gene Ontology annotation, biological process: heart development; regulation of gene expression. Gene Ontology annotation, molecular function: RNA polymerase II cis-regulatory region sequence-specific DNA binding; histone H3K27me2/H3K27me3 demethylase activity; protein binding. The record is from RefSeq and is a predicted model, not a curated record. Gene Ontology annotation, cellular component: MLL3/4 complex. Bases 371 to 1444 code for a protein of 357 amino acids.